Molecule: messenger RNA, 1056 nt
Organism: Prorocentrum cordatum
Lineage: Eukaryota; Dinophyceae; Prorocentrales; Prorocentraceae
Source: the annotation of a GenBank genome assembly
AGAUCAAGUGUGCUCCCUCCCCCCUCCGCCGCCGCCAUGGGGAAGAACCACUGCUCGAGGCGGGGCAGCGCCUUCGCGCUCCCCAGGAAGACCGUCCGGAAGCCGCCGCAGAAGCCCCGGCCGCAGCCCCCAGCGCUGCUUCGCCCCCCCGACCCGGCCCCGCCCAAGGCCCCGGAGCCGGAGAGGCCCCCAGGCCCCAGCAAGAAGGAGAAGAAGCGGCUGGCGGCGCGAAAGCACCUCCUCAGCGCCGGGAAGCUCGAGCAGACCGAGCUCGGGGUCAAGCAGCUGAUGAAGACUGGCGCCCCCGUCAUGAGGACGCUGCUCGACUGCCAGGACGAAGCAGAGCUCAGAGAUCGUUUCCACAGGCAGGGCACGGCUGGCCACGACACCAAGCUCUUCACGGCCUCCAAGUACAAAUUCAAGUUUCUCCUGUCGAAGGACGGGAUGCCGGUGGCGCAGAUCCAUAGAGUCUAGCGUGGCCACGUCAUCUCUUGUCCGGGUGCGGCACAAUCCGGCAAACCCUGGGCAAUUGCAUUCCACGCGUGGUCUUUCCUUCCGGUGGGGGCGCGCGCAGAGGAAGCCGGCCGAGCAGGGCGCACAAUUCCACGCAGAUCCAGGAGGCGCGCCCCCGGCGACCGCCUGUCGGGCGGUCCUGCGAGGCGGUGCGGACCCUCGGACAGCAGAGCCGCUGUUCUCUUCAUUCGCGCCCGCGGCUCGUCCUGGAAAGGCGCCAGCUGCUCGAAGGAGAAAGAACUGCAUAGCAGUAAACGUUCGAAAAGGCACCAGCUGCUCUGCGAGACCAGGUGAGCGAUACCUGCCACAGUCGCUGAAGGAUCCAUCUUCCCCCCUGCAGUGACCGCGAAGCCCACUCGAUGCGGCGCACGAGCGCCUCAUCGCCCGCAUCGUUCAGAUCAUCCCGCUUGCCAUCGCAGGACCGCCUACCAUCCGAUUCGAUUCGCCGGCUAGGGCCGCGAUUCCGAUUGGAUCUGGUUCGGUUCCACGGCAUCGGCCAGGGCCAGCAGCCGGACCCAGGCGCAGCGAUUCGAUGUCGACCCG